Messenger RNA from Prunus armeniaca (apricot), 2361 nucleotides. The record is from the annotation of a GenBank genome assembly. NCBI's taxonomy places the organism in Eukaryota, Viridiplantae, Streptophyta, Magnoliopsida, Rosales, Rosaceae.
AUGUGGAGCACGAUUGCCAACCUGAAGGAGAACCUCAAUAAGAUGGCGCAGGAUGUGCACGACGAAGACGACGAAGACGAGGAGUUCGAGAUCUACGCCUCCCUCAAUGGAGCCCAAGCUUCUUCCAUCUCUGAUCGGAGGAACUCCCACAGCUUCGCGCAUUCCAAGUCCCCCUCGCGCUCUCCGAUCCCUAAUGGCAUCGAUUCCUUUAUUAAUCCCGAGAUUGAACAAUACAAAGCGGAAAUUAAGAGGCUGCAGGAAUCUGAGGCAGAAAUUAAAGCAUUAUCAGUAAACUAUGCCGCAUUGUUAAAGGAAAAGGAGGAUCAAAUUUCCAGAUUGAGUAAAGAAAAUGGCUCAUUAAAACAGAAUCUGGACUCAACUACUGCAUCUCUGAAUGCAUCUAGAAAUGAAAAUCACAAAGCAGCGGCAAAUGGCAUCAACGUGCUCAAGGGUAGUGGUAGUCAGUCACCCAACCGACAGCAGAAAUUGACAAGUCAAACAAAAACUGGCUAUUCUGGACACCAGAAACAGAAUGGUGGUUUCUAUACGCAGGAUGGGAUAAGCAAUGGGGUUGCACAGCUUUCAGAUAUGCAGGGGAAUGAAAGGGAGCUUGCAGAUUUACUAGAAGAGAAAAAUAGGUCCCAGACAGCAGUGCUAGCUGAGAUGAAACAAUUGCGGAUGGAACUUGAAAAAGAACGCAAUCAGUCAGGAAAUGUACAUCGAAAAUUACAAGAGCAACAGAAAUUGAAUGAAGCUAUCCAGGAAGAGCUUAAAUUUCUGAAGUUGGAUAAAGAGAAAACCUCCAUCGAGAUAAGCAAAAUAAGCAAUGUGUUGAAGGAGAAAAUGUCUGAGAUAAAUCGAUUGCAAAUGGAGUUGAAUAGACGGGAGGAUGAAAAUGCAGAUGAUGUUGUGGGUAGUUUGAAAAGAUUAAUCACAACCCUGGAGAAGGAAAAUAGUAGUCUUAAGAUAGAGAAGAAUGAACUUGAAGUUGCUUUGAAAGCGAGCAGGACUGCAACUGAAAGAAAUUCCUCAUAUGCUUCCGAAUCUUUGAAUAAGCACCCAACUCGUUUAAAUGAGCCGGUAGAUUCUUCAGAAAGUUUUCCUGGAAAGGAAGAAAUGGAGAAAUCGUUACAAAAGUUUGAUAAAGAUUUGAAGGAAAUGCGGCUUGAAAGGGACAAAGCCUUGCAAGAGUUGUCACGACUUAAACAGCAUUUGUUAGAAAAGGAAUCUGAAGAGUCUGAAAAAAUGGAUGAAGACAGCAAAGUCAUUGAGGAACUUCGGGAAAGUAACGAGUAUCGAAGAGCUCAAAUAUUACAUUUGGAGAAAGCUCUAAAGCAGGCGAUUGCAAAACAGGAUGAAGUGAAGAUGAUCAACAAUAACGAAUUUCAGAAAUCAAAGGAACUUAUUGAUGAUCUGAAUAAAAGACUUGAAAGCUGUAUGAACACAAUAGAUGCCAAAAAUGUUGAACUUUUGAAUCUUCAAACUGCUCUUGGUCAAUACUAUGCUGAAAUUGAAGCUAAGGAACAUUUGGAAGGAGAUUUGGCACGGGCAAGGGAAGAGUCGGCUAAACUUUCUCAGCUCUUGAAAGAUGCCGAUCAUCAGGCAGAAGCAUCAAAGAGGGAAAAGGAAGAAAUCUUGUCCAAGCUUUCUCAAGCUGAGAAGAUAGUAGUAGACUGGAAAAACCGAGUAAACAAACUGGAGGAAGACAAUGCAAAGUUACGGCGAGCUGUUGAACAGAGCAUGACCAGGCUUAAUAGGAUGUCAAUAGAUUCAGAUUAUCUUGUUGACAGACGCAUUGUGAUCAAGUUACUGGUGACCUACUUUCAGAGAAAUUACAGUAAAGAGGUACUGGAUCUUAUGGCUCGCAUGCUGGGAUUCUCUGAUGAAGACAAGCAGAGAAUAGGCGUCUCUCAAGGUGCAGGUAAAGGUGUUGUUCGUGGAGUUUUUGGUCUGCCUGGCCGCCUCGUUGGUGGCAUUUUGAGCAGCGGUUCAGCUGGAGCAUCUGCAAAUGCGGCAUCUGAGAACCAUUCCUUUGCAGAUCUGUGGGUUGAUUUUCUGCUCAAAGAAACUGAAGAAAGGGAGAGAAGGGAGUCUGCAGACAAUUCCGGCAGAUCUCAAGAAGAUUCACACAAGACUCCAACCUCUGCGCAACCCGUUCCGAUGGAACCUGACCAUAGGACUUCCACCGGUGGUACUGAGUCUGGUUUCUCAAGACUCAACUUAUCGCCAAUCCAAAAUACAAGCCCCUUACCUUUCCGCAGUAACUUUCGGUCGGAGCAUUCUGAUUCGGAAUUCUCAACAGUCCCUCUCACAUCGGCGGAAAGCAAUCCUUAUGCCUCAAGACUCCUUCCAAGAUACUGA